This is a messenger RNA of Gregarina niphandrodes, 282 nucleotides long. RefSeq lists its product as hypothetical. The record is from RefSeq and is a predicted model, not a curated record. Lineage: Eukaryota; Apicomplexa; Conoidasida; Eugregarinorida; Gregarinidae. Bases 1 to 282 code for a protein of 93 amino acids. The transcript has a single exon.
AUGAGUAUCGACGGACUACCCCUUGGUGAUAAUAAACUGCAUCAUGAUAUGCAAAACGACCCAGAUCCAAAGUCAGGCCACGUUAAUGGACUUCGCUGUGUGCUCGAUCCUGUGGCUGAUGGAGAUCCGGCGGGGGUCAUGGCUCAGAAUACGAAUUUACUGAUUCGUAUGCUGAAGACAUCAGGAACUAUUGGAGGUCAUCGAGUUGAGCACCAUGACUUGGACGAAGACCUACUGCGACAGGCUGUGAACGACGUCUCGGCCCGUUGGAAAAGACCUUAG